AUGUCACCCCGUCUUGAAGAGAGGGAGGCUACGUUGAUAGGAUUCGGCCUCGCGCGUGUCACAGAGGGCGAGCACACAGACGCGUGGAAGGAUUUGUGGGGGGAGGAAGUGAGGUUACAAGAGCAGCCGGUAUGGAAAGAGUGGUCGGAUGCCCUCAAGCCUCAUAAGCGCAAUGCCUCGAUCACGGAUCUGGCCCUGGCCACUGGUGUGCUCGAAAGCUCCCACGACGAGCUGUCAUCGUGCAGGUUUCUGGACACUCCUUGGAGAGAUGCUUUGACAGCUACCUACGGCCGGAUCCUGGUCACGGCAGACUAUCAACGCCUUCAGAGCAGUAUCGUGGACUUGAGCCAGACUGCAGGCCGUGACGAUGUAGUCGUAGGCGGGCAAAGCGGCUCGGGUAGAACUUACCUGGCUUAUUACCUGCUUGCCCUUGCCCUAGCUCGUCAGCAGAAUGUCGUAUUCUUCGCCGGAUCACGUGUAGUCGUCUUCAGUUCGCUCGGUGUAUUCGAUGCGCCUACAUUUAAUGUCCCUUUGCCAUCUCUUGCAUAUUUUGAGAGGGCUGUCGGAGGUGAAUGUAUCGCGCUGGUGGACGUUACUCAAGAUAGCGAUAUCUGCCCUUCCGAGAAGAAUGUUCUUCACCAUAUGCAUAUGUCCAUUCGCAAGUUCAACUCGAUACGAAGACUGGGGGCUGGACUAUCGUUCAAUAUCUCUCGCUUCAGAUGCCUUCUCAGCUCGCUCCAUUAUUUCAGCGCAAGAGCCACGCUGCAACUUCGGAUCAAGCCCGCCAAACAAUGCCUACUGCAGCUCCUGAAAUGCCUUGCGAUUGCUGGUCCUAAUCUACGUGCAUGUCUCUCGUUGGACGCCCACGCCUUACGCGCUUCGUUAGAGCGCUCCAUCCUCUCGGUUUCUCCUCAUACGCUUCUCGAUCUGGCCGAGACGGCGUCAUUCGCACCGGCAUAUUUGAUCGAUGUCGCUCGUGCCACUAGCAUAAUCGGAUUAUUCUCGUAUAGAAAGGUCCCCGAGAAGGGCUGGGAGGGCAUUCUUCCUGCCAUCGCUUCCCGUCCCGUCAUCGGAUACGUAUCCGAGAUGCAUGGCUUAUCCGGUUUGUCUGCCCUUCGGUCUAUGCAGGCGGCUCAAGAUCCUCCAGACGGCUUCGUGCAGACCAGGGAGUGGCUAUUCGAGCAUAUCUGUCACUCGAUCUUGAUGGACGGGACAUCGAAGAACGUCUCUGUUGCGGCGCAAUGCCCAAGACAAACACAACCACGCGUAAGACGAACGCGAGCAGAAGGAGGGCUAGUCUGA
Molecule: messenger RNA, 1302 nt
Organism: Peniophora sp. CBMAI 1063
Lineage: Eukaryota; Fungi; Basidiomycota; Agaricomycetes; Russulales; Peniophoraceae
Source: the annotation of a GenBank genome assembly